AGCUGGCAAUGCCGGAAGUACUGCGCGCUGGAGCCGGUGAGCGGCCGCGCGCGGUCGGGGGCCGUCUGGCGUGAGGAGGCGGUGGUGGCUGAGGGGCAUGGAGGAUGUCGGCUGCCUUCGGGCUCCCGGCUGCGUACCCUCAGCUCACUGUACCCUGGGCUGGCCUCGGUUCCAGAAGGGGAGUUGGGGUUCUGUCACGGAGGGCGAGAUGAACUACAAUCAUGGCAGCAGUCAGUAAUGAGUCCCAGAACCCUGUGGAUCCUGGAAGUUCAAAGCUGCAGUUUGCUCCCUUCAGUAGUGCCUUGAACGUAGGAUUCUGGCAUGAACUCACCCAGAAGAAGCUCAAUGAGUACCGAUUAGAUGAGACUCCAAAAGUUAUCAAAGGAUACUACUACAAUGGCGAUCCAUCAGGUUUCCCAGCUCGUUUGACGUUGGAAUAUAGUGCCUUUGAUAUCAAUGCUUCAAUACCAGCACGUUGCUGUCCUGCUUUUGGAACAUUGUAUAAUACCAACACUUUUGAGACUUUCAAGUCCUGUGAUAAAAAAUCACUUUUGGAAAAAGAAGCAAAUGAGAUAUGGGAAUCAAUAAAAUCUGGAGCUGCACUUGAAAACCCUAUGCUCUUGAACAGGUUCCUGCUGUUGACAUUUGCAGAUUUGAAAAAGUAUCAUUUUUAUUACUGGUUUUGCUACCCUGCUCUCUGCUUCCCUGAUGGAAUACAUGUAAUUCAGAAACCAGUGUGUCUUGGUGACAGGUUCUCUUUAAAUCAGAUUCAAGCACUUCAGAAAGCAUAUGAUGAACUUUGCCAGACAGAAGGGGUUACAGCCUUUCCUUAUUUUUUAAUCAAGUAUCAUGACAACUCUGUGGUUGUAUCUCCUCUCAAAAAGUGGGAUGGUUUCUUCCAAGAUCAAGGGGGAAAGGUGACAGUUGGAGUUUAUGAUCCGUGUAAUUUAUCUCACUAUCCAGGAUGGCCACUGCGAAACUUCCUGAUCUUGGCAUCGCAUAAAUGGGGCAAUAUUCUCCAGUCAAUUGAAGUGCUCUGCUUCAGAGACAGGACCAUGCAAGGGGUGAGAGACAUAACACACAGCAUUAUCUUUGAAAUAAAACUUCCACAAGGAGCAUUUGGCCCAGAUUGUCCAAAAGCUGUUGGAUGGGAGAAAAACCAAAAGGGAGGCAUGGGUCCAAGGGUGGUCAAUCUCAGUGAGUGUAUGGAUCCAAAAAGGUUAGCAGAAUCAUCAGUGGAUCUUAAUUUGAAAUUGAUGUGCUGGCGGUUGGUCCCUACUCUUGAUUUGGAAAAAAUUGUGUCUGCCAAGUGUCUGUUGCUAGGAGCUGGUACUCUGGGUUGUAGUGUGGCAAGGACUCUGAUGGGUUGGGGUGUCAGGAAGAUUACAUUUGUUGACAAUGCAAGGAUUUCAUACUCCAACCCAGUACGACAGCCACUGUAUGAAUUUGAAGACUGUCUCAGUGGCGGGAAGCCAAAGGCACUUGCAGCAGCAGAGAGACUUCAGAAAAUCUUCCCAGGAGUGAAUUCAGAAGGCUAUAACAUGAGCAUCCCUAUGCCAGGCCAUCCAGUGAAUUUUUCAGAAGUGACAAUGGCGCAGGCUCGGAAGGAUGUGGCUACACUUGAAGAGCUUAUUGAUGCUCAUGAUGUUGUUUUCCUACUAAUGGACACUAGAGAGAGUCGAUGGCUUCCUGCUGUUAUUGCAGCCAGCAAGAGGAAGCUGGUCAUCAAUGCUGCCCUGGGGUUUGACACGUUUGUUGUUAUGAGACAUGGACUAAAGAAACCCAAACAGCAAGAAACUGGCAAUGCGUGUUUCAACACUGCCCCUGGUCCUUCUGACCUUUUGGGUUCAUCGCUCUUUUCAAAUAUCCCUGGCUACAAACUGGGCUGCUAUUUCUGCAAUGAUGUCGUGGCACCAGGGGAUUCUACCAGGGAUCGGACAUUGGAUCAGCAGUGUACAGUCAGUCGACCUGGAUUAGCCAUGAUAGCUGGAGCUCUUGCGGUGGAAUUAAUGGUUUCUGUUUUACAGCAUCCAGAAGGUGGUUAUGCUGUGGCCAGCAGUAGUGAUGAUAGAAUGAAUGAGCCACCUACUUCUCUUGGACUUGUUCCUCAUCAGAUCCGUGGCUUUUUAUCAAGAUUUGAUAAUGUUCUUCCAGUCAGUUUGGCAUUUGAUAAAUGCACAGCCUGUUCCCCCAAAGUCCUUGACCAAUAUGAACGUGAAGGAUUUAAUUUCCUAGCUAAAGUUUUUAAUUCCUCGCAUUCCUUCUUAGAAGACCUGACAGGUCUAACUUUAUUACAUCAAGAGACACAGGCUGCUGAGAUCUGGGACAUGAGUGAUGAUGAAACAGUCUGAAAGUCAGCUGAAUAAGGUGGAAGAUGACCUACUUUGAACUGUGUUGCUGCCUUUUAUCUGUUAUUCGACAAGUUAAUGAUUGCUUACCCAUUCUGACUGCCAUGAAUAUGAACAAUUGUAAACCACAUACUGGCAUGAAUAUCUUCACUGUAAAAGCAGUCAUUUCUGGAUAUAACUCUUCGUAUUUUCAUUUUCAUUAUGUAAAUAACCAAAGUAAUGUGGUUAUGUUUAAAUCUUAUUCCUUUUUUUUUCCCUCCAUUUUCUUAAUGAGACAUACAUAAAAUUUGCUGCUUUAGUAAACUUUGGUAUUUCAUUUGUUCCAUUUUUUAUUUUGCUUGUAAGCAGACAUGUCUAAGCAGCAUCUCUAAAUGCUUUUUCUUCAUCUUUCCAACACUUGUGUACCUUUACUUAGAGUUCAUUAUUAAGUUGAGAAUAUUCUUCUGUUGGGAAAUAAACUGCAUUCUUAUUUACAGGAGAGCAGGAGUAGGUUAAAAACCUACACUUGCAGUGUAUAUCAUGUUGCUUUCUAUUUCAAAGUAAAUAUUUAUAGUACAAUUGAUUCCCUUUUCUUUAUUAUGGUAUGAUUGUUCUUACCUGUGUCAACGGAGAAAUUAUUCUCUGUAAAGAUUUCAUAAUUUCAUUCUAUGGAAGAAAUGUGGUUUGACUUAUAUUUACACAGGAAAGACCAAAAUGGAUCUGUAUCAUACUCUCUGCUGAAGUUAAGAGAAUGUUCUACUAUGUAGUUAAAAUUGCUUUGAGGAUGAAUCAUUGAUUCAUUAAAAAGUUGUAGUUAAAUGUAUUACCAAAAUAAGAAAUUGAUUUUCUAACUGUGCCAUUCUUGGUUGCUGUUGUGUAUUUCUUUACAGGUGUUAAACACCGAUUCUGAUUUUCAUUUUGGCUGGUGUUUAAGUAUUUCAAUUUCUGCAGCAUCAGGAAUGGCUUCAGAUAUUAUGGCUGAUACUGUGAGAAUCUUUGGGUUCUCAAGGAUUUGUAAAAAUGGAUUUGUAAAAUAUCAAAGUAACUUACUACAAAACUGAAAGCAAAUCUAUUGUUUUUUGUCUUGCAAUAGGUUUUAGAAGUAUAAUUGAAAUUCAUUUUAAGGCUUUAUAUUGUGGAGGUUAUGGACUAACUUGCUCAGAAAAGAAGGCAGAAUUGCUUUAUUUGGCAACCAGUCUUUAUUUCUAUUAUACAUUAUGAAAAUUAGUUGACCAACUAGUCAAUCCAAUUAAUUUAGUUUGGUUUACUUCCUUUAACAUAAGCUCUGAAUAUCUGGUGCAGAUAAUUUCACAGCUUCUCUCUUAGACCACAUCAGAGGAUGUUCUGUCGGGUCAAAUUCACCUUAAAAGCAAGGAUACCUGCAGCUCCUAUAUUCCCAUCAUAAAAGAAGACUCACUGAAACAUGUUGAGGUUAGCAUUAGUUGUUAUGUCUAUUUCUUUUUGUGAUCACUAAAGUAGAUUUAAGUUUUAAAGUCCUGUUUAGCUAACUUCAUUGUAAUAUAUAUAUCUGAAUUAAAUAUAUUUUUUGAUAGGAAACUGAUCUUUUGGUGGUCAGGUAAUGAUCAAUAAGAUUGAUAACAUGUGAUAUACAUUUUUAAGUAGUUUAUUAACAUACAGCAUUACCUAUGAGCUGUGUGAUUUGCAUGCUGUAGUUCUUCUGGAAUGGCGUAUCGGUAGUGGGUAGUUUAAAGGGAAAGACUCGCAUUUUUAUCUUUUGGAAUUGCUGAGUGUAAAAGUCUUCUGCAAUCUUUGAUUCUCUGAAACUUUAAAACUAGACAUCUUUUUAAAAAUCCCAUAAAUGUUAACAGUUACUUUAAAUAUCUAAAACUUUGAUUACCUGUUAAAGUUACUUUCAAUUUAAAGAUGCAGUGUAUCUAUUUAACUGCAGCAGUAUGCAAGAUCUAAAGAUUUGGAAUUCAGGGUUAAUAUGAUGUUUCCUUACCUCUCUAAUUUCAGUAACGUACAGUUCUGAGGCUGAUCUGCUUGCUGUACAUAUGCUUCCCAGAUGUCCCUGAUGUUCUGAAGCACUUCAGUGUGUCUCGGAAUAGCUUCCGUUGUCUAACUUUAAUGUUGUUUUCUUCCUCUUUGUUGAACAAAAUGAUUCUUAUUCUGCUUUUAUUCAAUUUCUAGGCAUUAAUUGAGUGAGAAAUCAUAAGGAUAAAUGGAAAUGAAAUGCUAUUAACAUUUCCAUUACUGUUCAAAUUCAAAUACCAUUAUCAGAUAAGUGCAUUUAUUUACUGGCCUGUAGGUACUUAACAGAAGGUUUUUGGCACUGCCCUUUCAACUGCAGAUACUGGUGUUUAAUGGAAGUUAAACUUCGACCUUUCUUCAUGAAGGAGGUAGGAAUUGUGUUAUUGCUGCGGUGACCACCUAGGCCCAAAGUAAUUUAUUUUAGAACCCAACAGCUACCGUGGCCCCUCGGGAAUAAGCUGUAUCUGUUGGGAAGAGAGAAUGAACACACUGAGGAACCUACUCCUUAUUUCUAAGAUAUCUAACAGAAAUACAGUGACAUUACAUGGCAGUGUUGGUGGGACAAUAUCUCACAGAAGGCCACUUUGACAUGUACAUAUUACAUCUAGGAAGCUAUUUAAUCUCAAUGGAAAGCUGUAACAUCAAUUUUGUGUUUCAUUAUUAUAACAACUCAUGAAAUAUUUCUGUACUGUAUUUAUCCUGUGCCAUCUCAUUGUAUGUGCUGGCUGAAGUCUAGAACUUGUUCAGGACUAAUACCACGUUCAGUCUGGAAUAAAUUUCACUUAGGACAUGCCCUUUGUAUUAGAUGUAAAUUGAUAGUAAAAUUUUACCCAGUAUGUGGUUUGGCCAAUGUGAGAAUCUGCUCCACGGAGCCUGGGAUAGUUUGAGUCUGAAGACUUCAACGACUUCAUCGUUGGGUUCUAAAAGGGAGAAAGUGCACAAGUGUGUAAAUGACACUUAGACCCAAGCAGAAAGAUUCAUGAUGACCCAGAUCAUUUGGUAUAGAACUUCACCAAGGAGUGGAACCGUGGGAUUUUUAUUCGUAGAAAGCUGAUGACUCCCAGGAAAUAAAGGAGGAUUCUGGGUCAGUAGAGAUCAACAGCAAGAAAUGUAUUCUUGUACAUCAAGUGGAAUUCUAGUAAUUGCUCCAGCCCUUACAGCCAUUGAGCUUCAGUCUGGAAAAAAUAUUCCUUCCUUGUGCUCUGUAUGGCUGUGGUAUUAUGUCCUUAGAGAACUCCAGUGAGAUGGACUGAAAUUUCUUUUUUGCCAUCAGUACUAUUGUUCCACUGCUGGUAUAAUGUUUUUCUGUAUGUGAUUUGGCUUCUUACCUUAAAUACGUGCAGUAGAAGUCAUAGCAAAGUUGAAUUUUUUUCUAUGUAUAAGUGGUUUCUUUUAGUUUAUCAUCUGUCAUUUGUAAUUUUUCUCCUUUUAAUUUCUCACAGUCAGAGAAAACUCGUAGAGUUUUUGUGUUUCUGAACUUUUUAUUACGCUAUUAUUUAGUUUUCUGUGAUUUAGAAUCACAUUAUAGCACUUCUGUUUCUUCUUCCUACUGAGUGCAUAUUAACUAUUCUCAUUGGAAUUGCUAAUACUUGGGUCAUCACUGCAUUACUCUGGGUCAUUUGACUGAAGAGUUCACCCAGUUCCCAACUUCUAAGUUUUCUUCCUGUUCAGAUUUUUAAAAAAAUGUCAGAUAGCUGAGAAGUGACUGAAAGUAGACUUUGGUUUUCAGGAUUCCCGUUAAUGUCAACUGUGUGUGAAAAGAUCGCUAAACUUCUGAUGCCAGUCAAGUUUGCCUGUUUCUUACAGUACCAGUGAGCCAUUACUGAAUCCAUAAGGAUAUUUGUAUAUGGUUUCUUUUCAGAGCAUAACCACAUCUUAAGAGUUCAAGGAGAGUCCUAAUUCUCUUUCUGUGAGAAGAGGAAGGAUAGCUCACGUUCUUUCAAUCCUACAUAUGUUGCAAGCUAACACAUAAUCAAACUGUUUUUGUUGUUCUUCCAGUUGAAGGUAUCUGUAUACUGCACAGCAAGGCAGCCAGUUCUCUAACACAGUGCUAUUAGCCAUUCUCUUGUCUGUUGGUUCAACGUUGGCAUUAGAAGUACACAAAAGCUGAAAAGAACAUGCAGCUGCAUGGUAGGCUUUUUUCUUAUCACUUUUCCAAAUUUUUACACCUAAUCUUCUAGGUUUUUUUUUUCUUUUUUGUUAGUUUGCUUCCAUGCUUGUUUGUUUUUAAAUAAUAAUGCAAUACUUGUAAUACUUCGCUUAGAAACAAAUAAGCAUUUAUACUCCAAAGAAAAGCCAUUAAUGAAAAAUUUACAACAUGGCCAACUUAACAGACUUCCUAAGAAACAUAAUCUGGAAGCUGUCCUCAGCCUGUUACCAUUUUUAUUCGAAACCCGUUGACAUGACUUCUUUAAUUGUUUUAUGUUUCAUUCCUUUUUCUAAAUUGUUUUCAAUGCAAAUAUUGUGCUCAUCAUGCAUAGCCUACCAAAGCAAAACUUUUCUUGUUGGACGAUUUUGUGUACCUUUUUUCUUUUAGAGGGCCUGGACUAACAGCUGUGUAAGGCAGAAAUACCGCCUAGAAGGAUGUCAUACUCUUGCAUUCUGACAGUGUGUAAAUUCCUAAUCUAUGAAAAACCUGCCUACCUGUCCCAUUUAAAUUCCAGAUCUCUUUCCCUUAAAGCUCCCUGGAUUUUCUCCAGAGCUCUAACAGUGUUUAAAAAUACUGUGGCACCACAUAGGUAAUGUUAUGGGUUUUAAAUUAGUGUAGACGUUAGUUCUCUGUUAUCAUUUCAGCUAUCAGUAUUUUAAAGUUGAUUUUCUUAUUUGUGCAGCACCUGACAGGAAUUGCAAUUAAACAAACAAAACAACAAUUUAAGUGACAAAGAAUGUUUUCAGACUCAUUUUACUUUUAGUGAUACCCUUUGGUCCUGUACUACUGACAGCAGUGACUUUUCAUGGUGAAUAGUUAUGGAGGAAUGAAGGGACAGCAGGACUUUUCCUUUGGAAUAGCAUCAAUACUAGGCUGACUCAGAGGGUUUAACAGUUCCUGCUUUUUUUCUGAUUUUUUUUUAGUAAGUUCUCAUCUGUAAAAUGGAGAGAAAUUGAAUAUAUAUAUAUAUACUUAGCAAAGAGUGGCUGUUUUUUUAUCUCAGUUAUACCAAAAGAAAUAAUCUGUUGCUCUGACCCAUUGUUCCAUCAAAGUGUUGCUGAGGGUUGUUUGAAGUUGUGCAGUGUUAACCAAAAUGGGCUGUGGCCUGGGCUCAUUUGUCGGCACUUCACUCUUAGGUGCAGUAGCUGAAAUGCAGCAGUCUGUAUUCCACCAGUCAGUGACUGGUAUUUUGUCCAGGUUGUAGUGAAUUCUUCUGAAUGAGUCACUUGAGAACUAUAUUAACCUGGCCAAGGAAAUUGGCUCAGCAGAAGGGAAACUUAAGCUACUCCCAGAAGAAUUAAUAGCAAUACACUGAAGUAGCAGUGUUCCUGAGUAGCAUAAGGUAUUCUCUAUCUUAGAGCAACAAAUUUUUCAUCUCGUUUCCCAAUUCAGACGAUCCCAUUCCAGGAUAAGGGUAAAGAUGAGUACUUCAACCAUCUAUAAUUUCAAGUACUGAUUGUUGCCCCCAAGUAAUUGACAACACAGUCUCUGCUGAUUGCAACUUCACUGUAGCGUUUUUUCACAUCUCAUGGAAUUAUUUUGGACAUUCUUUGACAAGAUUGUCAGAGCUCCCAAUGGCCAUUUGUCUGAACUUCGUGUACUAAGUGUGUUUUAGUCUGUUUAGCCAGGCCAGGCCUCACCUGCCGUUGUACCUUCUUGCAGGCACUUCCUUCAACUUGGGAAUAAAAAGGGGCCGUCAGGAGUUCUAAAAGAGAUGUGUUGUUUCCUGGCUGGCAGGGAGUAUUCACUGUGUUUGUGUUUGCUAUAGAAGUCCAAAUGCCUGUUCCAACUUGCUUUUUGAAUAGAUACUUAGAUAGGAUGUUGAUAUGAAGUACAAUGGACUUUGCCUCUGUAACUGAAGGUCACAUGCAUAUAGUGUUUAACUGCUGCAAAUAAAAAGUAUGAUUUUUUUUUUUCAGUCAUUCUGUUUAACUUCCCUCCUUUCCCAUACAGUUACUUUCUGCUCUUAAAUUGUUUGGCAGUGGACUGCUGCUUCAGGAGCCUUGGAGCAUCCAGUAAUGCAGGCAUAUUUGCUUUUCAGCACCAGACACUUGAUUUUUGUAUGAUCUCGCCAGAAUAACUCAUUUUUUUUUUAUUUGUUAGUGAAAUGAUCUUAUCCACUACAUAAAAAAAACAAACAGGAGGCGUUAUUCUUUCUCAUGGAAGAGGCCACUAAUGUUUUCCUCGCUUGCUUUUUUGGUGCAAUGUUUGUACUCUCUUAAAAACCUUCAGUUUGGCAUCCCUGCCGAGAUGAGGCAGCGCUGAAGGAGCUUGCUGCGUUUGAAAUGAAAGCUGGCUUCUCAUUUCUGGAAUAAUUCUACUUUCUAAAUCAAACCAGUGUGGGCUAAAACUGUGUGUAGAAAUGCUGCUAAAAUUAUUUCCACAUCAUGUCAACGUGGACCUGGAAGAACUGCUGGGCAGUGAAGGUUCCAAGUCUUGCCUGCCUUCUCUGAGUGCCUUUGGACCUCUGAUUUUUGACAGCCAGGAAAUCACUGUCUUCUUCCCCUGUCUUCUCAACCCCUGUGAGUAUCUCCUCUCCAGCCCAGUCUUCCCCUCACAGGCAGCAGAAAGGUGGACAAGCAAAUUCGUUUCUAGUGACAGAUUUCUUUCAAAUUUGUGCAAGAGUGAAAGGAAAUCUGUAAAGCAGUUGUGAUUUUGCUUGAAGGUUUUGCUUUGUCUUUAAAUGUCUCUGUUUUCAUUUCACGCUUGGAAGUCUGACUUUCAUACAGUAUUUCUGUAGGUGUUACCACUUCCUCAGGAACCUGUGGCUCAGGCAGUGUAUAAAUGAAAUGACAUCACUGGCAACUUUGUUUGAAUUGCCUAUUUCCUAAAUAGGGACUGUUGGUUUUUUCUUUUAAUACUUGCAUCAUUGUUUUCUGUUUUGUUUUGGGUUUUUUUGAGAGAGGAAGGGGAAAUGAGGGUUUUUGAUUAUCUAGAGCUAUUACAAGUAACCAACUGAAUGUGUUUUAUCCUUUUGAAUCAUUGAAAUCAACAGUGUUGAAGUUUACUUAAAACAGGAGAUUAGCAUUUUUACACAAAGUAUUUUAUGAAUGAAAUCAUUGUAAUUAUGUGUUAGCAGAGCUGUUGGUAUAAAAAAUUCUUAAUUUACUGCUGACGUGUUGAGAGAGGGACAGGGGGCAAACAAGAAAAGCCUGAGCAUAAUUUUUCAUUAUUAUUUUGGAAGUAAUGCAAACAAAAGAACUGUGUUUUCGUACUACUGGUUAAGGUUCCGUUUUGAGUGGAUCUCCCUUGCUGCUCCCUCACUAGUGUGUACACUAUGGGAGAUUCUUGGUAUGUUUCAGUGUUUCCUUCCCUGUAACCGAUAUUUUUCAAUGAUAUCAUUCUAUAAAUAUGUAGUUAAAAUGUAAAGACCUGGAGUAAAAUUUACUUGUAGCAGGGUGUCUCCAAAGCAGGCAGGAGUACUGGUUAUAGCAGGCAUAGUACAGGGAAACCUUCAGCAGCUGUGUUUCUUCUUUGGACAAAUUUCCCCAUGACGUCACUUCAGGAGUUGGCUGUUAAACUGUGAAGAGUAAUGUCAGGAAUUAUUGUCAUCAGAGGAACGUGAAAAGUUGGAUGUCUGUCUAGAUCAUUUAUUCAUAGUGCUGCGGGACAGGCUAUGAAAGUGUUGCAUUUAUUUGUUAUUGUCAUGCACAAAGGAUCACUGUCCUUUUGUUUAAAUAGCAACAGCUUUGGAACUUCGUAAGACAUGAAUACAGCAGAACAUUAACAGGCUGCAGCAGGGUCCUUUUGGCUAUGCUUUGAUUUUAUCAGUUCUUACCAUGUGGAUAGUCACUUUGUGGUUGCACCUUAAGGGAAAACUGAAACAAGGUCUGUGUAUUCAGGGAGGUGGAGUCAGUGACUACUACCAUAGGUUAUGGUUUUUCUUCUGGCUAUGUGAGUUCAUGUCAAACUUGGGCACAAUUAAGAACUACAUCAUUAAAGUUAUUGCACUAAAGGAAAGCACUAAACCAAAGUCUUGGGGGAAAAAACAAAAAAGGCUAUGUAUGUUUCUUAGGGUUUUGUUUUGUUUUUAAUAAUAUAGAUGGCCUGGCCUGGUAAUUUCUUGUGGAGGUUUUUUUUUUUUUUUUUUUUUUUUUUUUUUGGUGUGUGUGUACAUGAGCUUUUUUUUUCUUUACUUAAUAUUUCAGCCACCCUUUCCAAAGUUUCUGUUCAUUCUCUUUUGCAUCCUUUAUUUUCUGAAUGACCUUUUUAUGCAGGCAUCCUGUAUGCUGGUAAUGAAAAACUCUUACUGAAGUUCCACCCAAUAGCUAUUGGAGCAAUGAUUACAUGUUAUUAGUGGUACUAAGUCAGAAAUGCUUUGAGAUGAUAGAUGGUAUAAAUGUAACAGCAUUCCAAUUAUUUGGUGACAUAGACAAAAUAUAUAUAUUUUUUUCCCCACUUUAAUUAAAAUAUUUACUGUUGAAUGUCUCUUGCAUGCCAAAUUAAGUAGUAAUUGUGGUUUUAUCUGCUGUAGUAGUUAGGAAUGAGUGAGCUAUGCAUACCCUGCCUCAUGAAAAAUGCAGGACAGCAGCUGAUGUAUGGAACAGAGUUGGACCAUUCUCACCAACUGCCUGAUGCUUUUGAUAGACUAGUGCUCUCAAAAAUCCCAGGAGAAAGACUUUUAAUUUCCUUGCUAACUUCUUAAAUAGAGAUUUAGCAAUACUUAGAAGUCAAACAGUACAAAUUUAAGACAGACUUCUUUGUAACUGUUUGCUCAGAUUUAAAGAGGAGGAAAUGCAAGCAAGUCAACUGGUGUGUGCACAGCAUUUCUCUGUUUCAGAAUAUGACCUAAUGAUUGUUUUUAAAUUAUUUUGUUGCGAUAAUUGUAAGUGAUUGUGGCUUCAUACAUUUUUUGAAGCCAAAAUGUUCUGUUCCAGCUUACAUACUAUGAAGUGAGUUUAAAAGCACUUAUUAUUUAAAGAACGUUUGUCCUCUUUGUAACUGUCAGAAAGGUGGGAGGAAGAAUUGAGACAGGACACGUACACAGUGGUCACCAUUUAGUUUUGGCUUCCAUUUGAGAGGGGCUGCCAUUUAAUGACAGGGCACCACCAGUAUUUUGGCAGGGAUCUGCUAGCUUGCCAAAUAUCAAAUUAUUUUGUGAUUGCCUGUCAGACAUUUCUUUACACUGUCACACCUCUGGGUAUGACAGUCCACUAUGUAGGGCACUUUUAGGAUCAUGAAGAUGGUGAAGGACCUAAGAUAAGAUGUAUGAGGAGAGCCUAAAGUCUUCUGGUAUGUUCAGCCUCAGGAGACUGAGGGGAGACCUCAUGAUGGCCUACAGCUUCCUCAUGAGGGGAGUGAAGUGGCAGGUGUUGAUCUCUUCUCUCUAGUGACAGGACCUGAGAGAAUGGCAUGGAACUGUGAGAAGGAAGGGUCAGGCUAGGUGGUAUGGAAAAUUUAUUCACUAGAGGGUGAAUAGGCUAGAGGCUGUGGAAUAGGCUCCCCAGGUCGUGGCCUCAAAGCUGCCAGCAUUCAAGGAGUGUUUGGGCAGCACUGGAACAUGGGAUUUGAAUUUUGAGUGUCCUGUGUGAAGUUGGACUUAAUGGUCCUAGUAAAUCCCUUCCAACUCUACGAUCUUUCCUUCCCAUCCAUUGCCUGAGCUUGUUUUAGUAGAGUCUCUUCUGUUGUGUAAGUACUUAACACAUCAAGACCAACAUUUGAGUCUACUAGGCAAUAGAACAGCAGGUGAAUAACAGAUCAUACAGGUAGAUCUCUAACACUGUCUACUAAUGCCUUUUAAUUUAAUCAGUUUGGUCGUGGAGGUAGUGAAGUUCAUUUGUCUCCAUUUUUGGAUGCUCAAAGCCAGACACCAGUGAUGUCUUAAACUGGAUUGCAGAAUUCUGAAGGGAGUCUGAUUUUACAUGUAAAGAUAAUCUUACACAAUUAAGCAUGUAUUUUAAAAUUUUUAUGUGUGUAAAGGAGAAAUAAAUAAAUAAAUCUGUUGUUAACUUUUAAA
This is a messenger RNA of Gallus gallus (chicken), 12424 nucleotides long. It is a transcript of the gene ATG7, whose product is annotated as autophagy related 7. Gene Ontology annotation, molecular function: Atg12 activating enzyme activity; Atg8 activating enzyme activity. Gene Ontology annotation, cellular component: cytoplasm; phagophore assembly site. Bases 222 to 2351 code for a protein of 709 amino acids. Lineage: Eukaryota; Metazoa; Chordata; Aves; Galliformes; Phasianidae. The transcript has 19 exons. Gene Ontology annotation, biological process: piecemeal microautophagy of the nucleus; autophagy of mitochondrion; cellular response to nitrogen starvation. The record is from RefSeq and is marked validated.